This is a messenger RNA of Dimorphilus gyrociliatus, 909 nucleotides long. NCBI's taxonomy places the organism in Eukaryota, Metazoa, Annelida, Polychaeta, Dinophilidae. The record is from the annotation of a GenBank genome assembly.
AAAGUGAGAGAAACUUCCUUUGGGCGAUAUUACACCAUCAUGGCAAGCGAUAAACCAGUUUCAGUAAAUUUGGAUUAUCAAACUCCAGAUAACAGACAAUUUUCAUCUGAUGACAACCAGCAAUAUAGAAGCAAUAACCCUAUUCAAAGUCCAAGCGCAUAUGUUCCUAAUGAUAAGGAAUUUCAGUUUGUUGAAGCAACCUAUUCAAAUUCUACUACCACGUCAAGCACAAUAGAAAACCAAGGUAAUUAUAAAAUGACAGAGUCUAUAGGCUAUUUUGGAAAUAUGAAUCCAAAUACUUCAAAUACGAAAAGCAGGUCGUCUGCAUCAUCCUUUCUUGAAACGAAAGGUUUUGGUUGGCUUCUUGAAGUAGAUGAUGCUGAUGAGGAGCACCAAGUGCCACUUUUGGAAGAAUUAGAUAUUAAUCCCAAGGACAUAUUUUAUAAACUACGCUGCGUAUUGCUACCUUGGCCAAAGUUAGGUUACAAUACAGAAAUUGUUCGUGAUAGCCCCGAUUUUUGGGGCCCUUUAGUUGUAGUUCUCAUUUAUGCUCUGGUAUCAUUAUACGGACAAUUUCGGGUUGUUUCUUGGAUUAUUACUAUUUGGUUGUUUGGAUCAGUUUUAAUAUUCCUACUAGCCCGAGUUCUUGGAGCUAAUGUUACUUAUUCACAAUGUCUUGGUGUUAUUGGAUACUCUUUACUACCAUUAGUCUUAAUUGGAUUAGUUUUACCCUUUUUCUCUCAAAUGGUCUUUAUUGGAUUUCUGUUUAAGAUUUUGGGAGUUGCAUGGUGUACAUAUAGCGCAGGAUCUCUAUUAUGUGAAGAAAGCUUAUCUCAUAAACGAACUAUGUUACUCUAUCCGAUAUUUCUUCUAUAUAUUUAUCUACUCUCCCUUCACACUGGAGUUUAA